Messenger RNA from Exophiala aquamarina CBS 119918, 345 nucleotides. RefSeq lists its product as uncharacterized. The record is from RefSeq and is a predicted model, not a curated record. Lineage: Eukaryota; Fungi; Ascomycota; Eurotiomycetes; Chaetothyriales; Herpotrichiellaceae. Bases 1 to 345 code for a protein of 114 amino acids. The transcript has a single exon.
AUGUCCUCAACGUCCUCCGCUGCACCCGUCUACGAAUGGCUAGUGCACAUUCCAGAUCUCCCUGGCGCGCUCGACAAGCGACUUGCCGUUCGUCCGGAGCAUCUCUCGAACCUCAAGCCCAGCAUCGAUGCGGGCAAGGUCGUCUUUGGCGGUGCUCUGCUGUCCAAGCAGCCUGCGGAAGGGGAGGCCCCAGACAUGGUGGGCAGCUUCAUGAUGAUCAAGGCCGAGAGUGAAGAGAAGGUGCGGGAGUGGAUCGAGAAGGACGCCUACACCAGGGGCGGUGCGUGGGAUGCGAAGAAUGCGAAGGUCUACCCAUUCCGAUGUGCAGUCAGGACAGCCAUGUGA